Ahaetulla prasina is the source of this 4486-nucleotide messenger RNA. RefSeq names its product ELL associated factor 1 (gene EAF1). Gene Ontology annotation, molecular function: transcription elongation factor activity. Gene Ontology annotation, cellular component: super elongation complex. The transcript is spliced from 6 exons. Gene Ontology annotation, biological process: positive regulation of DNA-templated transcription; regulation of transcription elongation by RNA polymerase II. The coding region runs from base 1313 to 1996 and encodes 227 amino acids. The record is from RefSeq and is a predicted model, not a curated record. Lineage: Eukaryota; Metazoa; Chordata; Lepidosauria; Squamata; Colubridae.
ACACCCCUGAUCUAGAGGUUUUUAUAACUAAUAUCUACAAAAAGUCCUAAUAAGGUUGGAUAUUGUGUGGAUCCCUGUGUUCUGAGGACAGAGCCAGUUGUAUUCUUGUGGGAUGAGGCUACUAUGUUAAAACACAAUAAGGUUGAUUUACACUAUGUGCAAGAGAGGCACUUUACGUUAGGCAAGUGAGUAUUUUGACCAUAUCAUUUUUAUACACCUCCAAGCUGUAUAAACUCGAAUCCUUAGUGGAUAUAAGGAUAUCAGGUGAUGAGUUUUUGUGUAAUGAAGGGGUGUGUGGCCUAAGGAAAUCAACACGUAUCAAGAUGUACGUAAUUAUUAGGCAGCUUCUUUUCCUCAGGCAAAAUAGGCCACUAAAGAGAUUUAACUGACUCUGAAAAGUCAAAAAUUAUAAAAAGUCUUUCAGAGGCAUGCAGCACUCUUGAAAUUGCUAAGAUAUUGGGGUGUGAUCACAGAACCAUCAAACAUUUUGUUGCAAAUGGUCAACAGGAUCGCAAGAAAUGUGUUGAGAGAAAAAGAAAAAUAUCUUUGGCAUUAACUGCCAAAGGUUUGAGGAGAAUUAAAUGUGAAGCUACCAGGAAUCCAUUAUCCUCCAGUGCUGUCAUAUUCCAGAACUACAACCUACCUGGCGUGCCCAGAAGUACAAGGUGUUCAGUGCUCAGAGACAUAGCCAAGGUAAGGAAGGCUGAAAUCCAACCACCACUGAACAGGACAUAUAAGCAAGACUGGGCCAAGAAAUAUCUGAAGACAGAUUUUUCAAAGGUUUUCUGGACUGAUGAAAUGAGUGACUUUUGACAGACCAGAUGGAUGGGCCCAUGGCUGGAUCAGUAACUGGUACAGAGCUCCACUUUGACUCAGACACCAGCAAAGUGAAGGUGGGGUAUUGAUAUGGGCUGGUAUUAUUAAAGAUGAGCUAGUUGGACCUUUUUGGGUUGAAGAUUGACUCAACUUCCAAACCUACUGCCAAUUUUUAGAAGACACUUUUUUCGAACAGUAGUACAGGAAAAAAGUCUGCAUCUUUCAAAAAGACCAUGAUUUUUAUGGAGAACAAUGCUCCAUCACAUGCAUCAAAGUACUCCACUGUGUGGCUAGCCAGUAAAGGCCUUAAAAGAUGAAAGAAUAAUGACAUGGGCUCUUUUCUCACCUGACCUACAUCCUAUUGAAAAUUUGUGGGUCCUUCAUAAAUGGGAGAUUUAUGGUGAAGAAAAACAGUAUACUCUGAAGUGUCUGGGAGAUUGUGGUUGCUGCUGCACAAAAAGAUGAUCGUCAACAAAUCAAGAAACUGACAGACUCCAUGAAUGGAAUGACAACAGAUGAUUUUAAACCAGCAUCUAUAGAUACGUCUUGUGAAGGGGAGCUUCAAGUUGGUAAAGGAGAUGAAGUCACAAUUACAUUACCGCAUAUUCCUGGUUCUACACCUCCAAUGACUGUAUUCAAAGGAAACAAAAGGCCUUACCAAAAAGAUUGUGUACUUAUUAUCAACCAUGAUACUGGUGAAUAUGUGCUUGAAAAGCUAAGCAGCAGCAUUCAAGUCAAAAAGACAAGAGCUGAAGGCAGCAGUAAAAUCCAAGCACGGAUAGAACAGCAAUCUGCUCGAGCUGCACAAUCUUCCACCCAGUUUAGAGCUCCAACAAAGCCUGCAGCUGGACCUAAAACUUCACCACUGAAAGACAAUCCUUCACCAGAGCCUCAAUUGGAUGAUAUUAAAAGAGAGCUAAGAGCUGAGGUUGAAAUUAUUGAGCAGAUGAGUAGCAGUAGUGGUAGCAGUUCAUCUGAAUCCGAGAGUUCCUCUGGGAGCGGUGAUGAAACUUCCAGCAAUGAUGGGGGUGAAACUGCACAUCCUCCUCCUUCUCAGCAGUGUAACAACAAGAAUGUAGUUGCCAAUGGUACUGGCAGGGCACAAGGCAACAAUCAACUCAUGAAUACUCUCAGAAAUGACUUGCAGUUGAGUGAAUCUGGGAGUGACAGCGACAAUUAAAUUACAUUUGCUGCUUUGGUUUCCCGGCAAAUAAAAAUGCAGAUUUAAUGAAGAGUAAUACAAAAGUGGUAACUGACUGACUGGAACCCAUCUAUAUAAAUAGAAUUGUUAACAUUAUGUGACCUGAAGGGAACAACAAAUGUUCUUGGAUAGAACUCUCCUCUGUUUAUUCUAUGUAUAAAUUAAACCUGUUGUAGUAUAAACGUCUAACUUUUUUCAGUAGGUGUAAAUAGUUUUAAUCUAAAACUGAAAUCUAUUUUCAAACAUGUCAUACACCAUGUAUUCUAAUAAGAUUCUUGCUUGAGUCCCUUGAAAAUUUAAAGCAAAAGUUAUUGGUAAGGUAGAUGUCAACCAUUUUAAAAAGAAAUAUAUACCAUAUUUUUCGGACCAUAAGACACACUCCCCCCCCCAAAAAAAAGUGGGUGGAAAUUUCUGUUUUAUAGAGCAAAUAUUGUGGUGGGGAGAGGAGUUGGUGGAAUGCUGAUCAUCUGUUCUAGAUGGAGGGGAUUGCCACCGCUGCCUAUCGCCACUGCUGCAGCCUGUUCGCCGUUAAUUGGCCCACGGUGGCAACGAACAGGACACAGUGAAAGGGCAGAUUUUUCUUGUUUUCUUCUUCUAAAGCUAAUGUGUAUCUUAUAGUCCUGAGCGUCUCAUAGUUCGAAAAAUACUGUAAUUUGAUAUUCAAUGAGAUAUCAGAAUAAGAAUGAUACCACCUAGAUUUCAUAAGUUUAAGGCAGGUGCACAAAAUUACAAAAGUGGAUAUUUAUGGUGAAUAAAAAUUCCCUUGUGACCAGGAAAGUUUAAUCAUUAAAAAAAACAAAAACUAUCUCACUCUGCUCCUGUUUUUUUCAGGCUGCCCUGAAAAUAUUUUAGGCUGUAAAACACUUGGCAAAGGCAUAUAUGAGCAGGCUGAUUAACAGAAUUUCUCAAAAACAAAUUGUGAAAUUAGCUGUAAGGAUUUACUAGGGCUUUUUUAUUUUUGCAGGAAAUUUAUAUGGCCAUUUGUGCGCAAAUAAAAAAAACAUACAAAUGCCAUCUUAUUACUUAUGCAAGUAUUUCAAAUUGUGCAUAUAUAUCUGCUAAGUAUUGAAGAAAUCAGUAUUGUUUAGUGCUCCACGCCCACAAGCACAAUUAAAUUAACAUUACAGUAUGCAUAUGAUUAACAUUUCUGUGAAUAGAAAUAAUUGUUAGAUUUUCUUGUUUAAUAUUUAAUGCAUAUAGCAUGGAAUGAUAAGGUCUGAAACUUCAGAUGAGAUAACAGAAAUACUGUUUCAUAUUGAUUGUGGAACCAUUGUUAGCCAUGCCAUACAAGAUUUUUGUUUCAAACACUGAUCAGGCUCAUCUGUCAAACUCCUCAGUUGAGUCAAUUUAAAUGAAUUUUUUUAAUUUGCAUUUAUAUCUCGCCCUUCUCCGAAGACUCAGGACGGCUUACACUAUGUUAAGCAAUAGUCUUCAUCCAUUUGUAUAUUAUAUACAAUGUCAACUUAUUGUCCCCAACAAUCUGGGUCCUCAUUUUACCUACCUUAUAAAGGAUGGAAGGCUGAGUCAACCUUGGGCCUGGUGGGACUUGAACCUGCAGUAAUUGCAAGCAGCUGUGUUAAUAACAGACUGUCUUAGCAGUCUGAUCCACCAGAGGCCCUGAUGUAGGCCCUUUUUGGUAGACUGCUUGUCUAGAGCUAACAAAUAAAUGGAGGGAGGUAAACUGUGGUACAUUCCGGGAAGUAAGGUAAUCUUUUUUGAGGGGGAGGGAGAACAAUACCCUUUAAACUUACCAUCAGGUAUAUGAGUCUUUCAUCACUGCCCAAAUUCAGAAUGAGGGUGAUGUUUGUUCAUUUUUGUUUUGUUUGACACAUUGUAUGCCAUUAAGGCUGUAAAAAUGAAGUUUCAAUGAAAUCUCAGAACAGGAUUCAUUUUUUUCUGUAGCAUUGCAAGAUGAAGUUCUAUUUACAUAAUUUUGACUAAAGCAAGAGAAAUUGUUCUGGUUAAUAAAUAUAUAAAUAUUAAUAUGGCUGCAAGGCUGCAGCCUUAUAUGUGGUUCUUCCAAAGUCAGCUUAAUUAGGGCCUUUUUAAAAAUGAAUUUUAUCAUGGAAUUUCAAUUAUUUUAUAGAGGCAUGCAAAUAGUAAUCUGAAGGAAAAGAAUACUGCAACAGGUGGGACAGGGCUUCCAAACUGUUCACAGUCUAUAAUAUUUGCACAGGAGAUGCUGUUUUCAUUCCUAAAGGAAAUUCUUCUGAUUCAUAUGGCCAAAAAAGCAGGACUAUUGAGACAACUGAAGUGUUCAACUAUUCAAGUAUUUAUUAAAAGAAUAAAAAUAGGAAUGAAAUGAAAUCUAAGAAGUAUAAUACAUUAUUUUUGAUGCAAUUUCGCUUCAAUUGUACUUGUACUAUCAAUAUUUGUUUAUAUUUCUGUAAUUUAGAUUAUAUUAUUUGUAACAUUUUGUAGUUUUUCUUUAAAAAUGUAUUUAAAUAAAAAAAUAAGCUUCAGCACAAA